Alternaria triticimaculans is the source of this 1650-nucleotide messenger RNA. RefSeq lists its product as uncharacterized. Gene Ontology annotation, cellular component: mating projection tip. NCBI's taxonomy places the organism in Eukaryota, Fungi, Ascomycota, Dothideomycetes, Pleosporales, Pleosporaceae. The transcript is spliced from 2 exons. Bases 1 to 1650 code for a protein of 549 amino acids. Gene Ontology annotation, biological process: regulation of fungal-type cell wall biogenesis; cell wall biogenesis. The record is from RefSeq and is a predicted model, not a curated record.
AUGGCACAACAAAUCACGGCGUCCUUGAAGGACUUCUGGCACACGAUGACGUCGUACGACCGCCACGCCUCGCACGACUCGCCCUACCGCACCGGCCGGCACAUUCCCAUCCCCCAGAGCCGCCACGCCGCCCUCACCUCCAUCACGGCCAGCGGCGCCGAGUCCCGCACCGACCUGCACUCGCCCUACCAGCACGACGAGCUCGCGACGAGCAAUGGCUUCAUCGGCUCCCCCAAGGGCCCCAUGUCCCCCAGCUCCCCCUACUCGCCCGGCAUGCGCGGCUCCCUCAGCCGCCAGGCCACCAUGGACUCGGACUCGUUCCCCCAGGGCGCCAACGGCCAGAUCCCCAUGCAGGACUUCAACGAGGGCCUGCCCCCGCCGCCGCCCGUCAGCCACUCGUGGCGGCGCAUCGACCGCUGGGUCGAGGACCACUACCAAGAGCUCUUCGACAACAUGUGCGAGGGCUGCACAUCCAACGACGUCAACGAGCUGGAGCACGAGCUCGACGCGACCCUGCCCAUGGACAUCCGCGAGUCGCUGCAGGUCCACGAUGGCCAGGAGCGUGGCGGACUGCCGACUGGUGUCCUCUUCGGUCUCAUGCUGCUCGACUGCGAGGAGAUUGUCAUGGAGUGGAAGAACUGGCGGAAGGUCGCCGAGGAGUACCUCACCACAAAGGUCGACUACCGCACACCGCAGAUUCCAGUAAAGGCCUUUGCUGGCUCCUCGACCGCUCCCCCCGUUGCCACAGUCCAGAGCACAGGCAACCCGCUCUGGCGACAGGACCUCCUCGCGCGCCAGGACUCACAGCCCCAGGGCGCCGUACAAAAGGCAUAUGCCCACCCCGCAUGGAUCCCUCUCGCUCGCGACUGGGGAGGCAACUACCUUGCCGUUGAUCUCGCUCCCGGUCCCAACGGCCAAUGGGGCCAGAUCAUCAUUUUCGGCCGCGACUACGACACCAAAUACGUUGUCGCGCGCUCAUGGGGCGCUCUAUUGGCCAUGAUCGCAGACGACUUUGCCUCGAAAGACGUGUCCAUGGACGAGGAGACGGGCGAACUGAAGCUGCUAGCUUUCAAGCGCCAGAACGUAGAGCCGCCCUACCUAGAAGUCCUCCGCUGGCGGUGUGACCAGAAGCACGGCCGCCGGCCACCCAAGAGACGCCCGAACAGCGGUCUGCGCGUCAACCCCAAUGCGCCGGGUAUGGUCGUCCCCAGUAGCACUGCGAGCAGCCCCUACCACAGCCCUGUAAUGGGCCCCGAAGACCGCGGCCGAAGCCCCCACCGCCUAUCCAAACCGCCCAAGGGCGUCAGCCCACGAGGCAAGCUCUCCAGCCCGCUAGCCCGGGUCGCAGAAGAGAACCCAGCACCCAUCCGCGUACACACCAACCUCGACUCCAAGACCGCGACUCCCCAGGAGAACCUCAUCUCCAUGGACACCCCGCGACCGAGCGACGAGUUCCCUGCCGCCCGCCUGCCCACACCACGUGAUAGCCUCAGCAGCGACAAGGAGAACAAGGAUGACAAAGAUGACAAGGAAAACAAGGACACGAAACCAGCUGCCCCUGCCGCAACCACUACCGCUCCCGCGCGCUCGUCGCUGAAGAGCCCCGUCACUGCCACCGAGGCGGAAGACCUCAAGACCGUCGAGAUAUAG